CGGUUCCGCGCCGUGAGCGGGGCGCCCCUGGCGCUGCGGCGCCGCCACCACAGCGCCUCCUGCCGGGAGCUGGCGGUGCGCGCGCCGCGCCUGCAGCUGCGCGCGCUCAGCACGCUCACCUCCGCCGUGUGGCUCGCGGCCUACGGGCUCUUCGUGCUCUGCGAGAACAGCAUGGUGCUUUCUGCUGCCAUCUUCAUCACGCUGAUCGGCCUCAUCGUGUAUCUGCACUUCGUGAAGGUUGACCAGGAGUCUCUGCUCAUCAUCGGCUCCCUGGGCAUUCAGGUGACUUCGUCCUACGCCUCAGGCAAGGAGAGCACAACCUUCAUCGAGAUGAGUCAGGUGAAGGAUGUAGUCAUCAACGAAGCCAUCCACAUGCAAAAAAUUAUCUACUACCUGUGCAUCCUUAUCCGGGACCCUCAGGAUCCUCAGGGAGUGUCUGAGGUUGUGCCACUCUUUCAGAGUUCCAAGCCACGUCUGGACUGCUUGAUCGAAGUGUACAAAAGCUGCCAAGAAAUCCUGCAGCAGCGGGAGACGGCUCCACAGUCAAGUGAAAUAAAAUAAAAAAGAAGAUAGAAAACGUGCAGCAGAAUUUGGAGACACGUGUAGAAAACGAAGCAAAGCUGACCUGUGGUGUUUGCUUUUAAAUUAAUGAGAAGGAUGCAGCGCUGCAGCAGAAUGAUGUUAAGGCUGAAGGCCUGCACAGACUCAGAGCUGAUAAUGAAAAUGUCAUCUCGAGCGCACGGUCGCCCCUUGCUCUUAGAUAUCACAGAAUGGAUUGCUGGGAAGACAAGUGAGUAGAACUUUUUAAACAGAAAAAGCCUUUCCAGAAAAGGCCUCUCCAAGCAAGAAUUAAGGGAGGGGUCCUAAACAUGCAUUGAAUGGGUGUUUUUUAGUGAGUCUGAGAACUCCGAUAAAUAACACAAUGUAACCUUGAGCAGCCUGCCAAAAAUGUGCAGUUUUAUGAGUUUCUUCUUAACCUUUUGUUUGAAAAGAAGAAUAUACUACUCUAGAAGAUGCAAGCUGAGGGAAGGCCUAGGGUGGUAGCUUCCUCUGAUUAACAGGGGGAUUUCAGAAAGAAAUCAACAGAAAACCAAAUCAAGCUGUAGCAUUCAAUUACAUUUGCUAAAACAUCUAUUGUUCAUUAAUUGCCCAAGGCCUGUGAGUACCUGUGUUGUUUAAGAUGGUGACAAUGACUGUAUGAAUAAAAC
Molecule: messenger RNA, 1208 nt
Organism: Nothoprocta perdicaria
Lineage: Eukaryota; Metazoa; Chordata; Aves; Tinamiformes; Tinamidae
Gene: PIGH
Product: phosphatidylinositol glycan anchor biosynthesis class H
Exons: 4
Biological process (GO): GPI anchor biosynthetic process
Cellular component (GO): glycosylphosphatidylinositol-N-acetylglucosaminyltransferase (GPI-GnT) complex
Source: RefSeq, a predicted model, not a curated record